UAUGUGUAUGUGUUUGGCAGGUAAAAGGAAAGCAAGCCAGGAUGGACAUUUACGACACUCAGACCUUGGGGGUUAUGGUUUUUGGUGGAUUCAUGGUUGUUUCCGCCAUUGGCAUCUUCCUGGUGUCAACCUUCUCCAUGAAGGAGACAUCAUACGAAGAAGCUCUAGCCAACCAGCGUAGGGAGAUGGCGAAAACUCACCACCAGAAAGUGGAGAAGAAAAAGAAGGAGAAAACAGUGGAGAAGAAAGGAAAGACCAAGAAAAAGGAAGAGAAGCUCAACGGGAAAAUACCUGACCAUGAGCCAGCCCCUAACAUGACCAUACUCAUCAAAGACCCAGUGCGGACACCUGCAGUGGCAGUGGCUCCAACCCCAGUCCAGUCCUCUGUGGUCGUUGCUCCUAUAGCCACAGUACCAGCCAUGCCCCAAGAGAAGCUGGUCUCCUCCCCUAAGGACAAAAAGAAGAAGGAGAAAAAAGUAGCAAAGGUGGAACCAGCAGUCAGUUCUGUAGUGAAUUCCAUCCAAGUUCUUGCCUCAAAGGCCGCCAUCUUGGAAACUGCUCCCAAGGAGGUGCCUAUGGUAGUUGUGCCCCCAGUGGGUGCCAAGGCCAGUACUCUAUCCACUGGUGCUACACAGGGCAAAAAGGCAGAGGGGGCCCAGAACCAGGGCAAAAAGGCAGAGGGAACCCUGAACCAAAGCAAAAAGGCAGAGGGAACCCCCAACCAGAGCAAAAAAGCAGAGGGGGGCCCUAACCAGGGCAAAAAGGCAGAGGGGGCCCAAAAUCAGGGCAAAAAGGUAGAAGUGGUCCCGAACCAGGGCAAAAAGGCAGAGGGUACCCCCAACCAGAGCAAAAAGGCAGAGGGAACCCUGAACCAGGGCAAAAAGACAGAGGGGGCUCAGAAUCAGGGCAAAAAGGCAGAAGGGGUCCCUAACCAGGGCAAAAAGGCAGAGGGGUCCCAGAAUCAGGGCAAAAAGGCAGAGGGGGUCCCUAACCAGGGCAAAAAAGCAGAGGGGGUCCCCAACCAGGGCAAAAAAGCAGAGGGGGUCCCCAACCAGGGCAAAAAAGUAGAGGUGGCCCAGAAUCAGGGUAAAAAAGCAGAGGGGGCCCUCAACCAGGGCAAAAAGGCAGAGGUGGCCCAGAACCAGGGCAAAAAGGCAGAGGGGAGCCCCAAUCAGGGCAAAAAGGUAGAAGUGGUUCAGAAUCAGAGCAGAAAGGUGGAAGGAACCCCCAACCAAGGCAAAAAGGCAGAGGGGGCCCAGAACCAGGGCAAAAAGGCAGAGGGGGCCCCCAACCAGGGCAAAAAGGCAGAGGGGGCCCCCAACCAGGGCAAAAAGGCAGAGGGGGCCCCCAGCCAGGGCAAAAAGGCAGAGGGGGUCCCCAGCCAGGGCAAAAAGGCAGAGGGGGCUCAGAAUCAGGGUAAAAAAGCAGAGGGGGCUCAGAAUCAGGGCAAAAAGGCUGAGGGGCCCCAGAAUCAGAGCAGAAAGGCAGAUUCGGUUGCUAAUCAGGCCACAAAGGUGGAGGGUGUUGCAAACCAGGGGAAAAAAGCAGAGGGGGCCCCCAAUCAAGGGAAAAAGGCAGAAGGAGCCCCAAACCAGGGCAGAAAGGCAGACGGGUCCCAGAACCAGGUCAAAAAGGCGGAUGCCUCUUCCAAUCAGGGUAAAAAGGCAGAGUCAGCUCCUAUCCAGGGCAAAAAUGCAGAUAUGGUCAAGAGCCAGGAGGCACCAAAGCAAGAGGCUCCUGCUAAAAAGAAGUCUGGUUCAAAGAAGAAAGGUGAGCCUGGGCCCCCGGACUCGGACAGCCCUCUCUACCUCCCCUACAAGACGCUGGUCUCCACAGUUGGCAGCAUGGUGUUCAGUGAGGGCGAGGCCCAGCGGCUCAUUGAGAUUCUAUCUGAGAAGACUGGUGUCAUUCAGGACACCUGGCAUAAGGCCACUCAGAAGGGUGACCCUGUGGCGAUUCUGAAGCGCCAGCUGGAAGAGAAAGAAAAGCUGCUGGCCACAGAGCAGGAAGACGCGGCUGUCGCCAAGAGCAAACUGAGGGAGCUCAAUAAGGAGCUGACAGCAGAAAAGGCCAAGGCUGCAGCUGGGGAGGCGAAGGUGAAAAAGCAGCUGGUGGCCCGGGAGCAGGAGAUCACGGCCGUGCAGGCCCGAAUGCAGGCCAGCUACCGGGAGCACGUGAAGGAGGUGCAACAGCUGCAGGGCAAGAUCCGGACUCUUCAGGAGCAGCUGGAGAAUGGCCCCAACACACAGCUGGCCCGUCUGCAGCAGGAGAACUCCAUCCUGAGGGAUGCCUUGAACCAAGCUACGAGCCAGGUGGAGAGCAAGCAGAAUGCGGAGCUGGCCAAGCUCCGGCAGGAGCUCAGCAAGGUCAGCAAGGAGCUGGUGGAGAAGUCAGACGCCUCACGGCAGGAGGAGCAGCAGCGGAAGGCUCUGGAGGCCAAGGCAGCCGCCUUCGAGAAACAGAUCCUGCAGCUGCAGGUGUCUCACAAGGAGAAUGAGGAGGCCUUACAGAAACGUCUGGACGAGGUCAGCCGGGAGCUCUGCCGCUCGCAGACCAGCCAUGCCAGCCUGAGGGCGGAUGCUGAGAAAGCCCAGGAGCAGCAGCAGCAGCUGGCUGAGCUGCACAGCAAAUUACAGUCCUCUGAGGCGAAGUUGAAGAGCCAGUGUGAAGAGCUGAGUGGUCUCCACGGGCAGCUCGAGGAGUCCAGGGCAGAGAACUCGCAGCUCACAGAGAGAAUCUGCUCCAUCGAGGCCCUGCUGGAGGCAGGCCAGGCCCAGGGCGCUCAGGAUACCCAGGCCAGCCAAGCAGAGGCCGACCAGCAGCAGGCGCGCCUCAAGCAGCUGGAGUCCCAGGUUCGGUGUCUGGAGAAGGAGACCACUGAGCUCAAGGAGGCGGUUGAGCAGCAGAAAGUGAAGAACAAUGACCUCCGAGAGAAGAACUGGAAGGCGAUGGAGGCACUGACCUCAGCUGAGAGAGGCUUCGAGGAGAAGCUGCACUCCCUGACCCAGGCCAAGGAGGAAUCAGAAAAGCAGCUCAGCCUGACUGAGGCACAGACCAAGGAGGCCCUGCUGGCUCUGCUCCCGGCACUUUCCGAUGGGACCCACAAGAAUUACGACGAGUGGCUCCAGGAACUGAAAAAGAAAGGCCCAGAACUGCUGAAGCAGCUGCCAGGAAACAUGGAGCCCUCCUCAGACCUGGCCUCCAAGCUAAGGGAGGCGGAGGAGACCCAGAGCACCCUGCAGGCUGAGUGUGACCAGUACCGCACCAUCCUGGCAGAGACGGAGGGCAUGCUCAGGAACCUGCAGAAGAGCGUGGAGGAGGAGGAGCAGGGCUGGAAGGCCAGAGUCAGCGCCACGGAGGAGGAGCUCCAAAAGUCACAGGUCACAGUGAAACAUCUCGAAGAGAUUAUAGAGAAGCUAAAAGGAGAACUUGAAAGCUCAGAUCAGGUGAGGGAACACACCUCGCAUUUGGAAGCAGAACUGGAGAAGCACAUGGCCGCCGCCAGCGCCGAGUGCCAGAGCUAUGCCAAAGAGGUGGCAGGGUUGAGGCAACUUUUAUUAGAAUCUCAGUCUCAGCUGGAUGCAGCCAAGAGCGAAGCCCAAAAACAGAGCAAUGAGCUCUCCCUGGUCAGGCAGCAGUUGAGUGAGAUGAAGAGCCACGUAGAGGAUGGUGAUGUAGCUGGGUCUCCGGCUGCCCCCCCAGAGGUCCCCCCAGCAGAGCAGGACCCUGUCGAGGUUAGGGCGCUGAAAACGCAGUUGGAGCAGACGGAAGCCAUCCUGGAGGACGAGCAGAUGCAGCGGCAGAAGCUCACGGCUGAGUUUGAGGAGGCUCAGAAUGCGGCAUGUCGGCUACAGGAGGAGCUGGAGAAGCUUCGCGUCAACCCCCUCGAGUCUGCAGAAGCAGGGGUGGUUGUGCAGCUUAAGGAGAGGCUAGAAAAGGAAAAGAAGUUAACGAGUGACCUGGGACGUGCUGCCACCAGAUUACAGGAGCUUUUGAAGAAGACCCAGGAGCAGCUGGCAAAGGAGAAAGACACAGUGAAGAAGUUGCAGGAGCAGCUGGACAAAACGGAAGACAGUAGCAGCUCAAAGGAGGGCACGUCUGUCUGAGUCUUCUCUGCGAAAAAAGAAGUUACUGUUCAACCUACCAAAAUGCCUUAUACAUUCCUUACAAAUAAACAAACCAACACAGCGUAAUCCAGGCCCAACUCCAGUGGCUCUGAAAGAAGCCAUUAGAGACAAGUCUCUUAGAACCACAGAACUAGACCUUCCAGACCCCCAGUGUGUAAAAGAACCUCUGUCACAUUCGAUAAACACUAUUCCCCAAGACCAGCGCUGGACCACCGCCGAGCAGACGCCAAAGCCCUUAUCAGCUGUGUGACAGACCCUGGAGUGUGUACUGGGGAGGCCGGGACCUCUGGCUAUCUGUAUGUCAAUCAGUGCAAUUGUUUUCUUUCAGUGGGGUGGGGGCUGGGAGGCGGGCGGACCAGGUGGUGAGUCUCAAAGGCUGUGGCACAGACUGGAGGGGCCCUGCCCAGCCCAGCGAGGCCGCAGCCACUCACCCCUGGAAGAAGUUGCCAACCAGAACUGAUGUGACUUCCUGGAUGUUAAUGCCAUUAAAACCAACAUUGUCGCCCGGUA
Messenger RNA from Hipposideros armiger (great roundleaf bat), 4637 nucleotides. RefSeq names its product ribosome binding protein 1 (gene RRBP1). Gene Ontology annotation, cellular component: endoplasmic reticulum membrane. The record is from RefSeq and is a predicted model, not a curated record. Bases 42 to 4106 code for a protein of 1354 amino acids. The transcript is spliced from 24 exons. Gene Ontology annotation, biological process: protein transport. Lineage: Eukaryota; Metazoa; Chordata; Mammalia; Chiroptera; Hipposideridae.